GUCAUCUUCCGCUGGCGCGAGCAGUGCGCUCUCGUGCGUCGGGCCGUAAACGAUCGAGAGAAAGUUCAGAGCCAAGGAGACGUCAAGGCUCGUGGCUGCAGCGCAGCUCAAGUUCUUGCUGCACAGGGUUCCCGUGCGCUUCGCGCACAG
Molecule: messenger RNA, 150 nt
Organism: Symbiodinium sp. CCMP2456
Lineage: Eukaryota; Dinophyceae; Suessiales; Symbiodiniaceae
Source: the annotation of a GenBank genome assembly